GAUUGUGUAUGUGCGCGCGCUGACGUGUGUUUCAGUAUAACCCGCCCUCUCCUUGUCUGUAGUUUGAUCACAACCUUUCUUUAAACCGCACUGAUAAUAUCAGCUUGAAAAUGGCUUUAAAGUUAAGAAAACAUGUACUGGAAAAUACACGCACAAAGGGGAACUUGUGUUGGUCACGUAUGCCUUAUGAAUAAGUAAACAUCACAGACGAUGAAGAGGACAGUGAGCUGUCAGAAACCACCUCUGGCCCCAAAGCCGAGCAUGAAGCCAGCAUCGUUGCAAACACAUCUUGCUUCAAGAUUCGUUUAUCAGCGUACCUCACUGGCUGGCGAGAAUAAAGUGAAACCUGCUAUGGCACCCAAGCCGGGCCUCUCGAAAAUUCCCUCUCCUGCAUUUAACUCCAAGUCCAAGCUUGAACCCCAAGCUCACUUUCAACCAAAGCCCGACCGGAACAUUGGACUUCUUAAUUUUAGGCAUGAAGCGCAAGCGGAGAACAACAAGUGGGAUUACGUCAUUCCUAUUUGUGUUUGCAAUCAUGGGAAUUGUGCGGAUUGCGUAGCGCCAAAGGACGGAAACCAAAAAGUUUUUCAACUCGAAAGAUCGUCUGAUACAUAUAAGGAAAUUUCUGGAAAUGUCUCUUCCAAUAAACCUCAGACAAUAAACCGGAUUCAGAACACAAAUCCUUUAAAGACAAAUCAGAGCAUUAUUCUCAAUGAAAAAAGUGACUGUGAGGCCCAAAUGCCCUCGAAACAUCAGAAAAACAUUAUUUCUGGUAUUAUUGCAUCUGUUGAAAGUAUUCCAGAACACAAUGAAUGUCAGCAAAUCUCAAGUAAUGUUGUACACCACAGUCAAAUGCCAGACCAAAUCCAUGCUGUCUCCAUGCCUCCAAGGAAAAACGCACCUGUAACUUUGCAGCGUAAAGUUAAGACCGAAAAACCCAACGUUGCCCUUCGGGAGUCAACAGGACUUACCAGAACUGAGCUAACUGUCCUUCCUGUCGAUGUUAACAAUUCAGAUCUGUCUAUGAGAGAAAAUACAAACAGGUUAACCAUUAACACUGAUGGACAUUAUAGGGCACUCAACGGUACCCAAAACGAAAUCCGGAUUCGCCCUGUACCCACCCCCCGAAAAAAGAUCCCUCGGAUACAACAAAAUAAAAACCAGGACACGUGGCAAAGCGUAGAUGAACAGUAGACUGAAAUAAAAUCACAAAAUCUGGAUUCAUGUGUCGAUGCUUCUGCGAACUCAACAUACAAACAAUAUCCCAUAUGGAGGAGGAUAGUCCUAAAACCCAGACCUGAAAUCUCUGGACAAGGUGGAACUACGGAAGUUUCAGUAGAUGUACUUCUUAAAAAGACUAAGAUGUUCAGAUCUCCACAGUGUAAAAUCAAAAAUGAAGAUUGCUUUGAUAUAACAGAUCCAGAGCAAAAACCCCAACCUGCUUCUGAAGAUAACAGCGAGUUGGCCAAACAGAGUCAACCGAACAGGAAGGCCGUCUUGAAUCUCAAACCCAAAUCCAAGUCUUUAUCCUCGGUUGACAUGAGUAGACCAGACGGUCUGAAGAAACCCUCCUUGCUACGGAUCAUGGACCUUGACAUUAGUGUUAAAAAAGUGCCCAGGCUUGUCCAAAAUGAGCACCUUGAUUUUACCGGAGUUAAGAACGAACAGUCGGUGGACACUGAGUGUUAUUUGGAAGAAACUCAAAAUCAGCUCUGCUCUGAAGGACUGACAUCACUGCACAACGGUCACAGUGACCGACUGAAUAUGAAAGGAGUAGGACAUUUUAAAAACAUUGGAAUUGAGCAAAGUGUUGACGGAGACGACCUUGAGAUUGAUGCUAAACAUGUUUAUGAUCACGUAUAUGAAGAAAUCGUAGAAUAUGAAAACCUGCCUCCUUUCAGCACUUCAAACGUAGAGGUUGCCAAUAAUUUUCAAAACCAGACGUUCAUGUGUGAGGACGACGGGCUUUAUGAAUAUCCAGAUGUUUACACCGAAGAGCCCACAAAUGCUAAAGAGCGCCAGGAUAUUCUUCAAAGAAAUAUGCUUGAAGAAAUGCAUGGCGACACACAUUCAGAUGAAGAUGAAUGCAGCUCGGAGGAAGAUGAAGAGAACAUCAACAAUACAAUUAACUCCGAGAAGACCAAGGCUUCGCACAUUGUCAAUGAAAUAUUGUCUUCAGAGAAAAUAUUUGUAAAUGUCCUGAAGCUGCUGCAUAUUGACUUUCGUGAAGCAGUACUGAAAGCACCCUGUCAGGCGGGUAAAGUCGUGAUUGACGAGCGAGUCCUGAAGCAGAUCUUGUGUUCUUUGCCGCAGCUUUACCAGUUAAAUCGUGACCUGCUGAAAGAGCUGGAAGAACGAGUCGCUCACUGGGACGAGCAUCGUGCCGUAGCGGACAUCUUUGUGAAAAGAGGACCGUAUCUCAAGAUGUACUCUACUUAUAUUCGCGAGUUCGACAAGAAUGUGACUCUUCUGGAAGAGCACUGCCGCAAGAACGCAGCCUUUGCCAAAGUCGUCCGGGAAUUCGAGAGCGACGCACGCUGUGCAAACCUUGCAGUGAAGCAUUACAUGCUAAAACCCAUUCAGAGAAUACCACAGUAUCAGCUCCUUUUGACUGCUUAUCUAAACAAUAUUGAUGAAAGUUCUCCAGACUACAAAGAUGCUGAAGCUGCUUUGGUGAUAGUAAAGGAGGUGGCUAACCAUGCAAAUGAAAUCGUAAGACAAGAGGAUAACUUCCAGAAGCUCUUUGAGGUUCAGUGUCGUCUCAUUGGACAACAUGUGAUUAUCCAGCCUGGAAGAAUUUUGUUGAAAGAAGGAAUCCUGAUGAAGUCCUCAAGGAAAGUGAUGCACCCUCGAAUGUUCUUCUUAUUUAAUGACAGUCUUCUGUAUAGCACACCAUUACCAUCAGGAAAUUUCAGAGUGAACAACAUGCUCUCAUUGGCAGUGAUGAAGGUCAGUAAACGUUAUCAGGAGGGCUAUCACGAGCUGAACAUUGAGAGUACUGAACGAUCUUUCAUUCUGUCUGCCAGCUCUGCCACAUGUAGAGAUGAGUGGCUGCAGGCGAUUUCCACAGCAAUUGAAGAUUACAACAAGAAUUCAAUUAGAAACCCUGAGACGGUAACUCAAGAUGAAACCGAUAAUGACGCUCAGCUGGGAACCAAAGCCCCAAUAUGGAUCCCAGACCAGAGGGCCACUAUGUGUAUGAUCUGCACCUGUGAGUUCACCCUCACCUGGAGACGUCACCACUGCAGAGCCUGUGGAAAGGUUGUGUGUCAAUCUUGCUCAAAUAAAAAAUAUCAACUAAAAUAUCAGAAGAAUCAGCUGGCACGAGUAUGUGAUCGGUGUUUCCCUGUCCUGCAGAAGAACUGUUCAGGUGAAAAUGGACCCAGCAAUACACCGCAGUCACCUUCUGGCAAAUCUUCUGGUGCUUUGAAUAAAAGAGCCAAGAAAAUACCAUCAGCACUCAAAGAGGUUUCGGCUAACACGGGCGCAUCCUCGAUGAGCGGCUACCUAGAGAGGACGAAAGGCAAUAAGAAACAAUGGAGAAGAUUCUGGUUUAUUAUCUUGAACAAGGUUUUGUACACAUAUGCUGCCAGUGAGGAUGUAGCUGCUUUGGAAAGUCAACCGCUUCUGGGAUUCUCUCUCAAGCCAGAGAACUCAGAGUCUUCACUGCAAUUUCAAGUUUACCACAAAAAAACUCUUUACUACAUGUUCAGGGCGAAUGACAGACAGACCUUUCAAAAGUGGAUUGAAGCUUUCCAGGAAGCCACUGUGCUGUAAAUUUCCUGAAAAGUGACGUGUCCAUAAGCAUCAGACUGAAGCCCCCAAGCCCCUUAUCAAAGUUAUCUCAUGACUGUCAUGAGUUGCUUUCAUGUGUCUCAUUGCAUUUGUUGAUGGGGUUAAAAUAAUUUUACUCCUGUUUUUUAGUUAUUUAAUAUUUUACUCUUAAAUAUAUUUUUGUGAAAUCUUUUCAACAUGCUGAUUUGUUUAUAGCCGCAGAUUUAGUAUUUAAAAAUCAAAUGAUGCAUUCAAGUGUCGAUUCUUCAUUACACUCUAAAUAAAUGUAUUUUCAUAAAA
Molecule: messenger RNA, 4074 nt
Organism: Triplophysa dalaica
Lineage: Eukaryota; Metazoa; Chordata; Actinopteri; Cypriniformes; Nemacheilidae
Product: FYVE, RhoGEF and PH domain-containing protein 6-like
Exons: 21
Coding region: 1363-3777 (804 amino acids)
Cellular component (GO): cytoplasm
Molecular function (GO): metal ion binding; guanyl-nucleotide exchange factor activity
Source: RefSeq, a predicted model, not a curated record